CAAAACGUGGUCGCCCGCACUGCGAGGCAGGAGUUUUAUUAAACGGCGUACGGAAGCUAAAACUACCUAAAAAUGUCCAGCAGCAACGAUAGCGAUAGUGAUUCCGAUAUGGAAGUGAAGAAGCAGCAGGAGGAGAAACCGAAACGCAAAAAGCUACAGGACUAUCUGGAGGAGAAAGCGGCUCGGGAGGCGGCCGAGCGUGCUGAGGAAGAGCUUCGGCGGCGUCGAAAACGCGGGCUGGCGGAUGAUCAGGAAGACGAGGAUGAGGUCACCUAUCCGGUGAUCAAUCCGGCGAACUUUGUGAAAAACAAAGACAUCCGCCACAAGCGCUUCAAGCGGAUGCAGGGUUUGAAGAAGAAGGAGGAAAAAGCGGCGAAGAAAACGCGCCAGCUCGAGGGUCUUCCGGCCGCUCCGGCCCACACGAUCGAAACUCUGCGUGAGAAGGAUGAAACUACGGUCGCGAAUCUGGAGGAGCAGGACCAGGAGGAAGUGAUGAAGGAUCUGGAAACCGACGAGUUCUGCGAGUACUACCAGAAGAGCUACGCCCCGAAAGUGCUGAUCACGUACAACGCCACUCCGCAUACACGAACGCGCCAGUUUGCGUCGUUGCUCAGACGGAUGAUCCCGAACUCGGGCACGUUUAAGCGCCAAAAUACCAGGCUGAAGAAGGUGUGCCAGAGUGCGAUCCGCGAGGAGUACACCGAUAUAGUUGUGGUGAACGAGUGCAACAAAAAGCCGGAAGGAUUGCUGGUCAUCCAUCUACCCGAAGGUCCGACGGCGCACUUCAAAAUAAGCAACUUUAAAUCCAUGAAAGACCUGAAGCGGAGAGUGAAAAACAUCACCUCACACCGCCCGGAAGUGAUACUGAACAACUUCACCACUCGACUGGGUCUUACGAUUGGCCGCAUGCUCGGUUCGCUGUUUCACUACGAACCGGAAUUCCGUGGACGGCGUGCGGUCACGUUUCACAAUCAACGCGAUUACAUUUUCUUCCGACACCACCUGUACGAGUUCGACAAAAACGGCAAGCGGGUGAAGCUGCGAGAGCUGGGACCACGCUUUACUCUGAAGCUGCGCUCACUGCAGGUUGGCCUGUUCGACAACAAGUGUGGCGACUACGAAUGGAUGAUCACCAACAAGCGGCACCAGAUGGAAAGUCGACGACGAUUCUUCUUGUAAUAGAAACACCGUGGAGACAGCGAAAUGCCCGAUGUACGGCGUGCAUGUAUUCAAUAAACCUAUGCGCCUUUCUUUUUCCAAAUCAA
Molecule: messenger RNA, 1265 nt
Organism: Anopheles darlingi
Lineage: Eukaryota; Metazoa; Arthropoda; Insecta; Diptera; Culicidae
Product: probable ribosome production factor 1
Exons: 1
Coding region: 73-1179 (368 amino acids)
Biological process (GO): maturation of 5.8S rRNA; maturation of LSU-rRNA
Cellular component (GO): nucleolus; preribosome, large subunit precursor
Molecular function (GO): rRNA primary transcript binding
Source: RefSeq, a predicted model, not a curated record